CUCGCCCACAUCAAACCUGCAUUGCUGCAAGUCACCGUAACGAACAUUGUCAACCCUACAGGCGAAAUGUAACGGCGUUUGUUGGCCGGCUACAUAUGACAUUUAAGAGAGGGAAAUAACAGAGGGAGGCCAUAAAAACGAAGACACUGUAUUGUUUUUUAUUCCAAAAGAUACGGUCUCGAACCUCAACAUCUGCACCUCUUUCUCUCCGACGAUCUCCGCUUUUCUGGGGAGUUUUUCUGCCCUCGUAAUGGCAUCCGAAAUCCUUACCGACAAGAACUCUGUCUUUAAGCAGCUCAGAUCCAAGUCAGAAAACAAGAUGUGCUUUGACUGCAACGCGAAGAAUCCCACCUGGGCUUCCGUGACGUAUGGGAUCUUUCUCUGCAUCGACUGCUCAUCUGUCCAUCGCAGCCUCGGCGUUCAUGUUAGCUUCGUUAGGUCAACAAAUUUGGAUUCGUGGAGCCCCGAGCAUCUGAAAAGGAUGAUUUUUGGUGGUAAUAAUCGUGCUCAUGUUUUCUUCAAGCAACAUGGAUGGACAGAUGGUGGGAAAAUUGAGGCAAAGUAUACAUCUAGAGCUGCAGAGUUAUACCAGCAGUUGCUUUCAAAAGAAGUUGCCAAAAGUUCUGCUGACGAUACCAGCUCACCAUCAUCUCCUAUUACAUCCCAAGCACCACAUGCUGGUGAUGUCUUCCCUGAUCUCAAUUUUUUAGAAUCAGAAAGCAAGGAAAAAACUACUGAAAAGCAUGAGAUUGCUGAUACAGUUCAUUCUCCUAAAGCUUCUACUCAUUCAGCAGUUAUUAAGAAACCCAUCGGCUUAAAGAAAGGAGGCAAAUCUGGGGGCCUUGGUGUUCGAAAGCUUACCACAAAGCAAAAUGAAAGCCUUUAUGAUCAGAAACCUGAAGAACCAGCACCAGUUCUAACUUCCUCGAUCAGUUCAGCCCCAACAGUUGGCCUAUCCUUUUCUUCUCGUUUUGAGUAUGCGGAUAGCUCAUCUGCUGAGAGUAGUUCUGGAGGAACUCAAGUAAUGAGCCAUGUCUCUCCUCCUAAAACUUCAAGCUUCUUUUUAGACUUUGGAAUGGACAGCGGAUCUCAGAAGAAGUCAAGUUCUAUUUCAUCAAAAGUUCAGGAUCAGGAAAGCAAUGAAGCAAGACAGAAGUUCUCAAAUGCAAAAUCCAUCUCAUCAGCGCAAUUCUUUGGCGACCAGAACAAAGCUAAUGAACCAGACACACAAGCCUCCUUGCAAAAGUUCUCUAACUCAGCUGCCAUAUCCAGUUCUGAUCUUUUCGGCCAUAAGACAAAUGACUCUGGGCUUGAUUUGAAUGCAGCAGAUCUUAUCAAUCGUCUCUCUUUCCAGGCUUCACAGGACAUAUCAUCCCUAAAGAAUGUUGCCGAGGAGACUAGUAAGAAACUGUCAGCCUUUGCUUCCAACUUCUUCAGCGAUCUCCAAGAUAGAAUCCUUUGAGUGACCUAAUGAUGAUUUCCUUUCAUUGCGUCGGAAGGCAUGCAACACAAAUAUCCUGUAAUUGUCAUCUCCACCUCUUGGUAGACAUCAAGGUUGCCCUUUAAAUUUUGUAUUAAGAGCCAUUUCGGAUCUUUAGUAUUGAAUCAUUAAAAAGCAUAAAGAUAUAAUAUAUAUAAUUACAUUAUUGAUGGCGUGGAAUAUGUUCAUUCAUGAAGUUGUCUCCUAUCCUGUUUGUAUUAUUUUGAUCAUUCUCAAAUGUAACAGCUUGAC
This is a messenger RNA of Phalaenopsis equestris, 1732 nucleotides long. Its product is annotated as probable ADP-ribosylation factor GTPase-activating protein AGD9. Gene Ontology annotation, molecular function: GTPase activator activity. The coding region runs from base 251 to 1462 and encodes 403 amino acids. The record is from RefSeq and is a predicted model, not a curated record. Gene Ontology annotation, biological process: COPI coating of Golgi vesicle. NCBI's taxonomy places the organism in Eukaryota, Viridiplantae, Streptophyta, Magnoliopsida, Asparagales, Orchidaceae. The transcript is spliced from 7 exons.